This is a messenger RNA of Phlebotomus argentipes, 684 nucleotides long. RefSeq lists its product as uncharacterized. The transcript is spliced from 3 exons. The record is from RefSeq and is a predicted model, not a curated record. NCBI's taxonomy places the organism in Eukaryota, Metazoa, Arthropoda, Insecta, Diptera, Psychodidae. The coding region runs from base 1 to 609 and encodes 202 amino acids.
AUGAUUGAGUUGACUUUGCUCAUCAGCAUCUCCCUCAUCUUCACCGCCGACGCACUGCUCUUUCCGCGAUACACAGUUCUGCAGUGUACAAUGGCCAUGGUGCUUCCCAUCAACAUUCCCAACAGGAAAGUGGCCCUCAACAUGGGCGUGCAAGUGAACUACAACACUCCCUGGACUCCGGCCGAGUUCUACAACCCUCCUAUCUGGCAAUCCAGAUCUCUCCCUGAGCCCGCCAACGAGACUUCACAGCACUCGAGCUACAACCAUGUGAAGAGAGAUCUCACGGCUGGGGAGUUCUACAGGAUUCUGGGGGAUAUUCUGAAAGUGCAAGGUGUGGAAAAUGAGGAGGAGUGCCUGCUGAAAGCUGUCUGCCAAAUGGCCAAAUAUCCACUGGCUCACGAACACGAUGAUCUCAUUGAAGAAGUUCUGCAUUUUAUUUUCACACCGUCUGUUCAUCAAUCCUUCGUUGACGAGGAGGAGUGCUUGAGGCUGGCUUACGAAGAAGCCGAGGCCAUUGGACGACACCAUGGGGAUUGUGACCAACACUAUCCAAAUUGCCAUCGCAGCCCCAUUGAUAAAUUAACACGACUAGAGGAGAUUAGCGACUAGUUUAAUUUUUCAUUGCCAAACACUGUACAUAUGCAUCAAAUACACUCGCAAUUAAUGGCCUGAGAGGCCGGAAUA